This is a messenger RNA of Exophiala bonariae, 1230 nucleotides long. RefSeq lists its product as uncharacterized. The transcript has a single exon. Lineage: Eukaryota; Fungi; Ascomycota; Eurotiomycetes; Chaetothyriales; Herpotrichiellaceae. The coding region runs from base 1 to 1230 and encodes 409 amino acids. The record is from RefSeq and is a predicted model, not a curated record.
AUGAUGUACAACAAACUAGCACCUGUCUUUGGCUCAUUGGCCCUCGCCUCUCUCGUCUCGGCUGCCCCCAUGGACAGGGGUUCACCCUCAUACUCUGCCAGUGCUUCAGGUGGCUCAUGGGGUGGUAGUGAUGGCGGUCACUCUGGCUCAUACUCAGUAUCCAGCACUUAUCAGACCGAUGCGCCGGCUCCCACGCUCACAAAUGACCAACUACCUUUGUCCAAUGGGUUCCCCAAUAUCGCCAACCCUUCCAAGCAGCUUGACGAUAUCAAUGAAGCUGCUCAUGGCACCCUCCCCAACGGCCCUCCACCACCAGCGGCGCCUGCUGCGGAUGAUAUCCUUUCGCUGCGCUUCAUCGCAUUCAACGAGCUCUUUGAGGUGUUCUUCUUCAGCGAACUGCUCCAGAACAUUACAAACAAUGUUGAUGGCUUCACAUUCGAGGAUUCACAUGAGCGACAAAUCGUGAUCGAUGCUAUUACCGCUGUUCAGGCCCAAGAAGAGCUACACCUUCUCAAUGCCAACGGCGCCUUGGCCAAAUUCGAUACUCCGAUCCAGCCUUGCAAGUACAUCUCCCCAGCCACUGACUUCAAAUCCGCCAUCGCAUUUGCUCAGACGUUCACCGAUGUCGUCCUUGGUACGUUGCCAGAUGUCCAGACCCACUUCGGCCUGAACGGUGACAACGGCUUGAUCCGUGGCGUCGGCGCCGUCAUCGGACAAGAAGGCGAGCAGAACGGUUUCUACCGCAAUCUCCAACACAAGAUCCCAUCUGCCAACGCUUUCCUUACCGCCAGCACACGGGAAUUGGCCUUCAACGCACUGCUCCAGAACGUUAUCGUCCCAGGCUCCUGCCCCGAUCUCAGCGUCUUUGCCGGCCUCGGUAAGCCAUUCGGCGUCCUGUCCCUCGACACUCCAGCCGACAAGAUCAACACCGACAAGGAUACCACUCUCUCGUUCUCCAUCUCCGCCGAAGGCGACUGGAGCCACUACGCUUCAGGCCCACAAGACUUGAGCCUCGUCUACAUCAACCAGCAAAACGUUCCCAUCGUCCAAUCAAUCCAAUACGCCAGCCACGACAAUGGCAAGAUCCACUUCACCGCCAACUUCCCCUUCGAGGAGAACCUCCUGUUCGGCCUCACCAUCGCCGUUCUUGCCAAGGGCAACAGCUUCGCUGAUGUCGUCGCCGUCACCAACGCCACCGUCUUCGGACCCGCUCUGAUUGAAGUCUUGUAA